Sus scrofa (pig) is the source of this 979-nucleotide messenger RNA. It is a transcript of the gene SNRPD1, whose product is annotated as small nuclear ribonucleoprotein D1 polypeptide. Gene Ontology annotation, biological process: spliceosomal snRNP assembly; RNA processing. The record is from RefSeq and is a predicted model, not a curated record. Gene Ontology annotation, molecular function: RNA binding. NCBI's taxonomy places the organism in Eukaryota, Metazoa, Chordata, Mammalia, Artiodactyla, Suidae.
GCGCAGCCUCGGCGUUUCCGCCGUGAGUGCGCAGGGAUCCGCGCGCUCUUUACGUCGAUCCCCGGGAGUAAGCGUUUCCGGUCAUUCAUUCUCCCUGCGGGUCGGCCUCUGCGGUGGGGUUUUGUGUACUAUCGGACCGAGAGGAUGAAGCUCGUGAGAUUUUUGAUGAAAUUGAGUCAUGAAACUGUAACCAUUGAAUUAAAGAAUGGAACACAGGUCCAUGGAACAAUCACAGGUGUAGAUGUCAGCAUGAAUACACAUCUUAAAGCUGUGAAAAUGACCCUGAAGAACAGAGAACCAGUACAGCUGGAAACACUGAGUAUUCGAGGCAAUAACAUUCGAUAUUUUAUUCUGCCGGACAGUUUACCUCUGGAUACACUACUUGUGGAUGUUGAACCGAAGGUGAAAUCUAAGAAGAGGGAAGCUGUUGCGGGAAGAGGCCGAGGCCGAGGCAGAGGAAGAGGACGUGGCCGAGGCAGAGGAAGAGGCGGUCCUAGGCGAUAAUGUCUCUCAAGAUUACUGUUUCAAAGGGUGGUCAGACUUUUUUGUACAGCUUUUGUUUGUUUCUGUCAGUUUUUAAUAAACAUAAAUGCAGGACAGAGUUGUCUAUUGACUAUAUCAAAUUGUUUGAAUAGUUCAUGUAUAUUCAUGAUAUUAACACAGUAAGAGCUAAGCAUUACUGUGAGGCAGUCCCAAGAUAAUUCCAUUCUUUGAUCAGACUUUUAAUUUUUCAAACUAAAAUGUUUCUUUUAUGAAUAUAUAUAGAAUAUACAUUUUUUUAUUUCACAUUCUCUGAUUAUGUGCUUUAUUGUUUUACCUUGACUCCAUUCUGUGGAAUCUUCCUACAAGUGGAGUAAGUUCUUUUUGGCACUUCAGAAACUAAAGUCCUAUGGAAUGAGGUUUAAAAUUGAUUCUCCUUUCCUGAGUUUUGUUUCAUUGAAACUUAGGUUCUUAGUAAAAAAAAAUGAUCGUCUUAAAA